GGGACCUGGAGUGCCUCGUGGCAGGAGGAGCUCGAUCAUCUAUACUCCAUCAAGUGGUAUCAAGGCGCCCACGAGUUCUACCUAACACGCCCACCGCCCACGACCCCGUCCAGAUCUUUGACCCGCCCACGUUGGAUGUUGACCGGGACAAGUCGUGGGGUGGUAAGGUUCGAGUGGUCAACGUGAGUCUGGCAGCCGAGGGACCCUUCCACUGUGAGGUGUCUGCUGACGGCCCAACCUUUCAUACCGCCUCCGAUUCUGCCAACAUGAAGGUAGUGGACCUGCCUGACGGAAGGCCAGUCAUCACAGGCAUUAAGAGUCAAUACCUGGUUAUGGAUUGGGUUGACCUCACCUGUACGUCCCGGAGGUCACGCCCACCUCCUACCCUCACCUUCACCAUCAACAAACAGCCGGUAUCCGCGGGUUGGCUGGAACCUCAGGUCAACCAACAUGACCACGACGGCCUCAGCACCUCCUCCCUGCGGCUGCGGUUCUCCCUGCUGCCGCGCCUUCUGCAGGAGGGAGACGCCGUGGUCCUAUGUAUCUCCAAAAUACCUGGAAUCUACGAGCAGAUGGUUCAAGAGGUCCUCACCACCAACCCUCCCUACCACGCCUCCGUGCUUGGUGGUGGAGCGGCCCCAGGACAAGCAACAACCGUGGCGUCGACAGCAACUCUUGUCAUCUCCCUGUUGCUGACUCUCUGCGUCUUCCUCUCACCGCAUAUUUGAGUCAUCACCGCGUCACUGAGUCACUUGAAAUGGAGUCAGCACCCGCAUGAGUCACCUAUAUUGAGUCAGCACCCGCAUGAGUCACCUAUAUUGAGUCAUUACCCACAUAAGUCACCUAUAUUGAGUCAUUACCCAUAUGAGUCACUGAAAGUUGAGUCGUCACCCUCAUGAGUUACCUAUAAUGAGUCACCGCCUAUAUGAUUCACCUAUAUUGAGUCUUUACCCAUAUGAGUCACUGAAAAAUGAGUCAUCACCCUCUUGAAACACGUAUAAUGAGUCACCGCCUGCAUGAGUCAUCUAUAUUGAGUCAUCACCCACAUGAGCCACCUAUGUUGAGUCAUUAUCCGCAUACAGUAAGUCACAUAUAAUGAGUCACCGCCUACGAUGAGUCACCUAUAUUGAGUCAUUAAUCAUUGAGUCACCUAAAAUGAGUCAUCACCCACUAUGUUCUCUCUCUCUCUCUCUCUCUCUCUCUCUCUCUCUCUCUCUCUCUCUCUCUCUCUCUCUCUCUCUCUCUCUCUCUCUCUCUCUCUCUCUCUCUCUCUCUCUCUCUCUCUCUCUCUCUCUCUCUCUCUAGUACAAUUCUUCCUGACUAUGUGAGUCAGUCUCGAGGUUACACGGUCAGGCCUCAUAAGUCAGUACGUGUGUGUGUGUGUGUGUGUGUGUGUGUGUGUGUGUAAGUCAUCACUAAUCUUUUCAAUCCUUCAAGUGAGUUUUAAAUUUAGAUUUUUAAUACUCAAAAUUCAAUCGCUCCUAAUCUAUUCUCCAAGAGGUCAACAAUCCUUUUCAUCUAUUCUAAUCUAUCCUGCGUAACUUGGACGGCUCCUAUCCCUAGCCAGGCACUCCCAGGCUAGCUGUCACCUCGGCAACCUUGGAAGUUAUACCCAAACUGUCGCAAAGUUGGUUUUAAUAAGGUCAUGACACGACUGAGUUCAUUACAGACACCAGCCAAGUGUGAGUGUGUCGGAGGCGGAGAUGGACAGAGACAGAGAGACGGUGAUUAGAGAGUUUUUUCUUGUCAGAUUUUCAUUCAAGUUUCCCCUCAAAAGCCCCUCAGUUAUCGUAGUUUAUAUACAUUGAUGUUUCGUUAGAGGCGGCAUAGAAUAUGUAUCAAGUGAAAUAGAUGAAACGGAAUAAAUGCUUCACGCGACGUAUCAUAAACUCCGAGAUAGAGGUAAUUUUUCAGUUUGUCAUGACGGAAAUUUUAGACCAGCGCUCCCUUUAAAACCAUUGCCAUAUUUCUCUCUCUUGCCCCCAGUAAUAAGUCUAUUUGGACUGACAUAUAUACUCUAGUUUACUGCCGGUCGCCCUUUAAGCUUCAAGUCCAUUAUAAGCUUGGUUCAGUUUCCUGCAAGCCACGCACGCUAGAACGAUCAUCGCGACACGCUCACGCUACGACGCACACCAGCUGGUCCGUCGCCUGCCAACGCUCCGAUGAACUUGGCACCAAAAUGAUCAUCCAUAGCAAUGGGAAACGCAACCUCAUAUUAUUACUAUUACUAUUCGGUUACUUUUAUUGCUAACUUUUCAUACGUGUACAGGUAUAUUAAAUGUUUGAAUAACUAUGAGAAUUGUUGUAAAUUGGAUAUUGAUACGAUAUAUCCUGUACAAACUUUUGAAAUAUGGAGGAAAUGUACUAAUAUAAAUUUUUAAAUACGAUUUUUUUUACGGGUUUAGAAUUCUAUUUGGGUAAUACGAGUGCAGUACGUUGCAAUAGGGGUCACGAACUGUUGCAAUACGGGGCCAUAAAUCCUUGCAAUAAGGGCUCUGCAAUAUGGAGUGAGAGGUAACUAGUGGAGGGAGAUAGUCGCUAGUGGUGAUGAAAUGGUUCAAUUUAUUCUUAACUAUUGUGAUGCAAAAAUCAAUGGAGUUAAUAAUAAUAAUAAUAAUAAUAAUAAUAAUAUAGAACUAACAGUCUCAUUUUACUUGCAAACACACAAACACGCGUCAGCUAACAAACAAAUUAUACACAGAAACCUAUAACAAGAACAAAAACACUGCAACAAACAAAAACCCAUCACAACAAACACGUAAACAACUCUCUAAUUACACAAAUAACUUAACAAACACAAAAACAUAAUAAAGCUCCUCUUUACUACAGGGAAACAAAGAAACAAGGAAAAAUAGAUCCCGGACCGCUACGAGUCUCCCCACCACCAUCACCUCCGUAGGGAAAUUUCCCCUAUAAUUUCCAUGUACUGUUGGCAAUCUCCGGGAAAAUUCACAAUUUGUUGGAUUUUCUACACCCCCUUCGUUGAUUUUUUCUUUGUGUAUAUGUCUGUCUUUGUCUGUCUGUCAUUCUGUCUAUAUUUGUGUUCGUUUCUGUCUCUCUUUCUCUCUCUCUCAGCUAAACAAACCAACACCAUCAGAACGCAUCACACAGAGUAGUGCGAGGGAUAACUGGUCCACCUCAUCUCCAUUACCUCAGACUCUCGUUUGACCUCGGAGUGCUGGCCGCUGGACACUGAAAAGGAUAUCUUUUUGUCGCUAUCUUUAUACAGGUCAAUAAUAUAGACUGUCGUUUGACCUCCGCGGAAACUGACAUGGAUAUUUUCUUAGUAUCUUUAUAAAAGGAAUAUGGACUCUCGUUUCACAUGUUCAUGUGAGGACACUAAAAUGGAUAUACUUUUGCUGUUAUCUUAUAGACAUUAUUAAUUAAAACUCUUCAUUAACUGCAACUGAUGAUAAUAUUGAUAUCUUUAGCUUGAUAUCUUACAGAAGGUGAUAGUUUAUACCCUCAUUUGACCCUCGAGUUACAGUAUUAUCCGAAAGAACAAAUUCAUUCAUAAACAAAACAUUCAGUAUUCUAGACCCUCAUUUGACCACCGAAGGCAACACGAACUUAUUCCGUUUGUUUACAGAGAGAACAUUACCUGAGAGAAGCUCCGCAGUGCUACACCAGGACGGUCAGCUGAUCGUGUUUUUGUUUACAUGAAGCUGCACGCCCACUCAUGCAUACAGACGAGAGAGA
This is a messenger RNA of Homarus americanus (American lobster), 3699 nucleotides long. RefSeq lists its product as uncharacterized. The record is from RefSeq and is a predicted model, not a curated record. NCBI's taxonomy places the organism in Eukaryota, Metazoa, Arthropoda, Malacostraca, Decapoda, Nephropidae. The transcript has 5 exons. Bases 267 to 728 code for a protein of 153 amino acids.